Molecule: messenger RNA, 1128 nt
Organism: Drosophila kikkawai
Lineage: Eukaryota; Metazoa; Arthropoda; Insecta; Diptera; Drosophilidae
Product: protein AF-9-like
Biological process (GO): positive regulation of DNA-templated transcription
Cellular component (GO): transcription elongation factor complex
Molecular function (GO): chromatin binding
Source: RefSeq, a predicted model, not a curated record
UUCAUACUCCUCUGAAUUACUUAAAAGCCUAAAGCCAGUAAGUAGUAGUAUUCGCCAUGUCUUUUAGGUUCCGCUCAACUUUCAGCUUUUCUUGACUUGGGAAAUACUCCAGACAUUGUAAGGACUUUAAUGCCCCACCCACAGGCAUGGCAGUCAAGGUGCAAUUCGAGAUUGGCCACACGUCGAGGCUGCGCAGCAAGAAGUUACCGCAUCCGCAGGACUUCACCCACGACUGGGAGAUCUACGUGAAGGGCGUGAACCAGGCGGACAUUAGCAACUUUGUGGACAAAGUGGUCUUUCACCUGCUUCCUUCAUUUCCUAAGCCCAAGCGCGUGGUCAAGGAACCGCCGUAUGCCAUACAAGAGUACGGUUAUGCCGGCUUCCUGCUGCCAGUUGAGAUAUUUUUCCGCACCAGAGACGAACCGAAACGCAUCAUGUACCAGUACGAACUGUUGCUGCCGUGCUUAGGUCCGCCGCAGCACUACGUAGAGGUAAAGACUCACAUCUUCGAAGCCCCGUCGGAAGGGUUUCGUGCUAAGCUGAUGUGCGGCGGCGGAGUUCCUGUGUUUGGGCCCAACAUCGGUGCCAGCAGUAUCAGUCGAACGCUGUCGCCCAGCGCUGGAAGCGUUGGAGAGCCGGCGCCCAACAACAAGAUAGGCGUUGUAAAAGCAAAAGGCCGUGCCGGCACCGUCUCCAUGAACGUGGAUCCGGGAGAGGACAAGAUGCAAAAGUCGCGCGCAGUGGAUCCCGGCAAAAGCAAUGCAAGGGUGGCUCCCACGAUGGUAACGAGAAGUCUAGCAAGGAACGCGACAAAACAAGCAGCGGAGGGAAGUCGCGGGAAAAGGACAAGAAGGAUCGCCAUGGACGUGACAAGUACCGGAAAUCUAACAAGUCCGGAGAAGGCAAACACGAGCGGGACAAGGAUAAGUCGAAGAAGGACAAGACACGCGAUAAGGAGCGUGAACGUUAGCAAAGCUCAGGCAGCGCGUCAGCCCCUGGAGCCCUUGCGACGGAAACCACUAGUCUCCCCGCGAUAGCUGCAGCUGAGGCUCAAAAGCCUAAUGGUCUUAACGAUUUCUUAAACGUUUUAUAAAUAAUAACUAUUUACAUAAAUAAUAAAAAAAAUAU